Ornithodoros turicata is the source of this 2019-nucleotide messenger RNA. Its product is annotated as nephrin-like. The transcript has 10 exons. NCBI's taxonomy places the organism in Eukaryota, Metazoa, Arthropoda, Arachnida, Ixodida, Argasidae. The coding region runs from base 1 to 2019 and encodes 672 amino acids. The record is from RefSeq and is a predicted model, not a curated record.
AUGGUGUACAACAAAGAAGCCGAGAGUGAAGUGGUGGCUCGGGAAGGCUCUCCAGCUGAGCUACCUUGCGACCUGGGCCGGCACCCACUCAGACGUGCAGCGUGGAUUCGAAAGGAAUCCCCGGAGAGGCCCAUCUAUGCAGUGCGGCUCGUCUCUGGCCGCGCCACGCAAGCCAACCGUUCUUCCCAACCAGACUGGGGAUCCAGAGCGUAUUUCUCUCUGGUUGAGCGACCAGCCAAGCUCAAGGUGACGCGGGUUCGAGCGUCCGACGAAGGCACCUACUAUUGCGUCUUGGAAACUACGUCAGGGGUGAGGGACAUGCAGACGGUGCACCUCAAAGUUGUCGAGCCCCCAGGUGAUCCCCGGAUGGAAGCUCGUGGCAGCGUUGGAUCAGGUGGACCCUCUGGACCUUUUAACGAGGGAGAGCCCUUGCUGCUUGCUUGCGAGGUGUCUGGAGGAAGACCUACGCCACAUCUGCAAUGGAACAGAGACGGUCGCACCCUGCCCACGAAUGAGACGCAGCCCAGGAGAGGCGUCGUGCGCUCGACCGUUUUAUUGGUUCCCAGACGAGGAGAUCUUGGGGCUCGACUGACGUGCAUGGCCAGCAACAACGUCUCUGGACCCGGUGAAGUAGGGCUCACGCUGGACCUCAACCUGCGACCCGAAUCCGUGCGCAUCCAGGGCAGGCGGACGCCCCUUGCAGAGGGACUACCCGCCGAACUGCACUGCGAGGUGCGUGGUUCGCGCCCUCGCCCUUGGGUGUCGUGGACGAAAGGAGGUCGGGCCGUGAACGGUUCCUUCGAACACGUCUCUGCCGACGGCGCCCUUCUCACGAGCGUCAUGUCGUUCGUACCUGAAAGGGCCGACCACGAAGCCCAAGUCACCUGCAGUGCCUCCAAUCCGAAACUGCCCAACGCCGCACCAAUACGGGAUUCGUGGAUAUUACAGGUUCUGUACGCACCAAAGAUACGCGUUCGCCUGGGGAAAAACUUGAACCCGGACGCAAUCCGCGAAGGAGCAUCGGUGUACCUGGAGUGCACGGUGGAUGCGAAUCCAGCUGCACGUGACAUCCGGUGGUACUUCGAAAGCUCCGAGGCUCUUCCUUCGGGCAUGCACCCACACGGCGACCAUCUGGCCAUACCACGAGCGCAGAGGAGGCAUGCUGGUCGCUACGGUUGCGGGGCACGCAACAGCAGGGGACACGCGAUGGCGCCGCCCCUGCGUCUCCGUGUGCAACAUCUUCCUGUGUGUGGACUAAGGGGUGGAGGAGUGGACAUCUUGGGUGCUCCUGGUGUCCUUCUGCCUCUCCAGUGCCACGCCGAGGCCGACCCUUCGCCAUCUCACUUCACCUGGCGUGGAUCACCGCUCACAUCGUGGAACGGCAGCGAAGCCGUUGUACGCGUCGCCCAAGAAGCCCGAGAUGUGCAAUGCUAUGCGAAGAACCUGAUUGGAACACAGAUUCUGCCCUGUGUCUUUCACAUACGCCCAUUACGCAUUCCAGAAGCUCCUUCCAACUGCACUCUUGAACCUUCCGGAACCAGUGCCGUGAUACGGUGCGCCGCUCCCAGUACGGCAGAGGGUACUCUGCGUUACAGAGCACUCGUGUUCCUUCUUCUAAACUUGGAAGGAAACGAGGCAUCGGGCGCGCUGGUGGCCAACCUGUCCAGUGAUGUGCCAAUGUUCCGCCUACCUCCUCUGACGGAUGCUCGAUACCGUAUUCUUGUAGCAGCGUCCAACUCCCUGGGAAGCGGACCACAUGCGGAGCUCCCCUACGUUCAAGGUGAUCUCAGCUCUUGGUCUGUUGAAGCGCUGCGUGCAGUUGCAGUCACGGCAGCUCUUGCGGUGUUGCUGGCUCCGUUCCUGGUACUGCUAGUCCUUCGUGCACGACGAGGAAGAAGACGUGAGCAGCGCGGGUCUCAAGUGGCCCCCGUGGAGAGCAAUCCACGCCGGGGUAAACUUCGUCCAACUUCACCCGGGGACUGGGCUCACAUACAGGACGAGCGUGUCCUUCCAUUAUGA